This is a messenger RNA of Sinocyclocheilus grahami, 771 nucleotides long. RefSeq lists its product as uncharacterized. Bases 49 to 771 code for a protein of 240 amino acids. Gene Ontology annotation, biological process: response to bacterium. The record is from RefSeq and is a predicted model, not a curated record. Lineage: Eukaryota; Metazoa; Chordata; Actinopteri; Cypriniformes; Cyprinidae. The transcript has 5 exons.
UUCCUCAUCUUAAUUUCCUCGUUGGUUCUAGUCUGAUUCAGUACUGCAAUGGUACAUAUAAUAAUUUCAGCACUGGUGAUCUGCUUGCUUACAGCUGUUAAAGCAUCUCAGAUAGACAAUGUAUCAGCUCAACCAGGAGAGAAUGUCACUAUUUGCUGUCAACACAACUCAAAAGCUGGAAGAAACAUACACUGGUUCAAGCAAACAAAGAGUUCUGUACCUAUUGCCAUUGUAUACAUGAUGAUAAGCUACGAGCUUAAGGAACUGCAUACUAAUUAUUUAAAUGGUUUUCAACAAGAUCAUCUGCUGAUGUCUCUGAACACCAAAAACACCUCCCUACGAAUUUUAAAUGUGGAUGUUUCUGAUUCUGGUCUGUACUUCUGUGGUUGGAACUCUUGGAUGAUGACAUUUGGUGAUGGAACGCAGCUAGAAAUUAAAGAUCUGAACAAGAGGCCGAUUUCUACAAGAGACUGUUCUGAAAACAUCUUUUAUAAGCUGACCUUUAUUUUUGGUGGUAUUAUUUUUAUUCUUACCAUCAUUCUGCUCACCACGCUCAUGAUUAAGAUACAGAACAGAAACACGCAGGGAAAAGAUGCAGAUGGCCAUGAAACACAACAGCAUGAGGAGCCUCAUUCGUCAGUGUAUGCCGCUCUACAAUUCUCAAAACACAAAUCCAGAAGAGCAGCCAGAAAUAGAGAGGAUACAGAUGUUGUGUAUUCUGCCACUAGAUGCGGCACACGGUCAAAUACUGUAGCCUACUGUAAUGUUUAA